Molecule: messenger RNA, 1956 nt
Organism: Brassica napus (rape)
Lineage: Eukaryota; Viridiplantae; Streptophyta; Magnoliopsida; Brassicales; Brassicaceae
Exons: 3
Coding region: 1276-1857 (193 amino acids)
Source: RefSeq, a predicted model, not a curated record
GAGGUAGAAGAUGUUACACCUCCUAAGGAUGAUGAAGUACAAGAUGUAACACCUGCUCAGGAUGAUGAAGUAGAAGAUGAUCAGGCUGAGAAGUCAAUGUCUGAAGAAGAUAAAGACGAUGAAGAGGAUGUCAAUGGGAAAGAGGAUGAAGAAGAUGGCGAUGUCAAUGGGAAAGAGAAUGAAGAAGAUGGAGAUCUCAAUGGGAAAGAGAAUGAAGAAGAACCGGCCAAUAUGGAAGAUGAUGGAGUUCUUAAUGAGAAAGGGAACGAAGAGGAAGCUUGCGAAGAAGAAGCUCGCGAUAUGGAAGAAGAUGGCACUGCGCAAGAUGAUGAGAUUCCUAGUACUGAAGGAGUUGAGCUAGCAGGGGAGGAAGUUUCAAAAAAAAUAAAAGAGGACCUACAAAGUUGCGUAGAGUGGCUGAAAAUCCCAAUGAUAAGAUUAUGGUCACAUUCAAUGACAUUGGUGAGCAUGUUGGACCUGGUUCAGUAACCCUAUCGUCGUUUCUUGGUCCUCUUGUGAGGGAACAUGUUCCGGUUACACUUGCCGAUUGGAGAAAACUUGAUGCAGCGACUAAAGCAACAAUGUGGGAAGAAAUUCAGGUUUGUAUAUAUAUUAGUAUGUUUUGUUUAACCGCAAGAUGAAAUUAUAAACAUGUUUAACUUGAUUAUUGUGAUGCAGGGGAGGUUUAACUUGCAAGAAGAGUGGCAGAAAGCUGUUAUUUUCAAGCAGCUGGGAAAUGUGUGGAGGGCUGGGAAGUCAAGGCUGGUGUCACAAGUACGUGUGGCGAAGACUGCAGCUGAGAGAAUAGCUUUAAAACCGAGCAACAUCCCAUCCCUUCAACUGUGGAACACUUGGGUUAAGAGUAAGACUACCAAAUCUUUCACAGAAACGAGUAACAAGUACAGAGCGAUGAGAAGAAAUCAGAUUCCUCACACCACCAGCCGCAAAGGAAUGCUUCGUUUAGCUGAUGAUAUGGUAAAAGAGUAGUCAAACAUCUACAUAUUGUAGAUCAGCUUGUUAGAUUAAAAUGGUAGUGAGAUAUGUUUGUUUUCAUAUAGAAAAAAAAGAGUAAAGACCCAAGUAAGGUGAGUAGAUCCAAGGUUUGGAUUGCGGGACACACUCAUGCUGAUGGCAGACCUGUGAAGCCCCAGUUUGCUGAGACUAUUGUAAGCAUUAUGGAAGUUGUAUAUUGUGUAUAGUUAAUAGACUAUGGCAAUGAAUGAUUUUGUGUUUAAAUGAUUGUAUCAGGAACAAAUACAGUCACUUGACAGUCGGAUGGACUCCACAUCAGCUGCUGAUAACAUAAGGGAAGAUGCUGUGAGCAAGGUUUUGGGAAAAGACAAACCUGGACGAGUAAGGGGCUUUGGUAGAGGGAUUACAGCUAAUAAGCUAGCAUAUCUGCAAUUUAGAGACGCUAAGAUUGCAGAAAUGAAAAGUGAGAUUGAAGAGUUAAAGGGGAUGGUGCGAGAAUUAGCUGAGAAGAAGAAAAGUAAUGUUGAUGCUGAAACAUCUGAGAGUAGUGGUGGAUUCAAAGAAGGAGUCAGAGUACAAAUACUGGAUUGGAUUGAAUCAGAGGAUGUUGUUGUUGGUGAAGGAGAAUUCUGCUCUGCUGAACCGAAGUACAAAAUUGGUCGUAUACCAAUUGGUCCUAAUGCAGUGGCUAUCGUAGUUAAGUAUGCACUAAGCGCAUCAGCUUCACUCUGGAGGCCUACUACGGAUGUGUUAACUCUUGAUGAAGCUGUGGGAUACAAGAUAUCUUGGCCAAUGGAUAAAGUGAUUUUGGAUAAGGAUCCAAACUGUUCUGAAGAUUUAUCUAUGGUAAAUUUUCAAAUCUUGUUUUCUUCUUACAACAAUUGAGUCAUCUCUAAUCAUUACUAAAAUUUCUAAUUUCAAAUCUUGUUUUAGCAAAGCAAGGAAGGUGAAUAUCGAAGAUGCAAGAUAUAUGAUUGGACCAAU